Messenger RNA from Aspergillus calidoustus, 1584 nucleotides. NCBI's taxonomy places the organism in Eukaryota, Fungi, Ascomycota, Eurotiomycetes, Eurotiales, Aspergillaceae. The record is from the annotation of a GenBank genome assembly.
AUGUGCGCCAAUAUCAAUACCCUGAGUUUAGAACUUUUGGAUCUAAUCAUCACACAUCUCAUCGAGAUACCCCCAACAUAUUCCGACAUUUCAAAUGCAUCCCUGCCGCCGCCGCAGAACCUCGCGCGAUACGCGACAAUCUCGCGAUCGUGGCAGCACGCGAUCGAGCGGCACACGUUCGCCGCAAUAAGCACAUUUUGCGGCGACCUUCCUACCAUGAGGCAGGUAUUCAAUCAGUCCCCAUGGCGCAAGCGGUACCUGCGAGCGCUCUUCUACUCCAUCGAUCUGCCGCUAUACAGUGACGAUCGUAGGUUCUGCUUUGAGCGCCGACGCGAGCACCAGGAAAACCUCGUUGCGUUUCGAGACGGUGUAAGGCAGCUAUGGGCGGAGCUUGCUUCAUGGGAGGAGGAUUUGUCUUUGGGGAUUCGACUUGUCCUUGCGGCCGAGGCGCCGAUGAAUCGGGGUCGGGAGGGGGAUGACUUACCGAUUACGGUUGGUAUUGGCGACAGGCGCUGGGCAUUCCCGGAGCAUAGUCUGACGCUCUGGGAUGAUACCGGUGAAGUAUCCUUUCUUCCUGGUCUGUGUCGUGUUACGACCCUGGAAAUUGCAAAGUCAGGAAGGCGCAUCUACCCCACUGCUAUCAGCCAGAUGAUCUCUUCGUUGUCGAAUCUUCGAAAGCUCGAGGUUGCAAUCUUCCCCGUGCAACCAAAGAAUAAAGACCUCCGGGCCGAGAUGCGAAAUGACCUCGCACGCGUACUAGAGAGUCCCAUGUUGCAUAGCCUAGAAAUACUCCGCGUCCAGAUGGACGAGGCAACGCCGUACAACCACAACUUCCGCAUCGCAUUCCAGGAAGAUCCUGUGUAUCCCGACGGAGACCAUCUCUGCCGCGCCGUGUGCAAGCUCGCGCAAAGAAGGCUUCGCGAGCUCUACAUGGUCGGACCGUGUCUGAUCUCACCCGCUAUCUGGGGACUUUCCCACGACAAUCUCGACACAGACAAGCUGGAUCUAACCUUUCCGCACCUCGAGAUUGCCAAGAUCGAAUUCGCUCUCGUCACCUACGACGGUCGCUGGUACUACACCGGCGACGCGACGGAGAACACCGAAGACGAAGAAGAAGCCAACGCGGUGCCAACGUACUCACAGCACGAACUCGCCUCAGACUCUGAUUCAGACUCGUGCUCCUCAUUCAACUCCGAGUACCACGAUGAGAUACAUGACUACCGCGAGGCCUGUCUGAACGGGAACGACCCGUAUAACACCUGGCGACGCCAUCCAGACCCCAGGACCUUUGAGCCCCUGCAGCGCGGCAUGAUUCUAGCAGCCAUGCAGAUGCCCAAAUUGCGCACGCUGGAACUCCGGACGAGGGACCCCGGAGAGUUUGACAAUGAAGUGUCGUUUCAGUGCCUUGCGCCGGGAGUAGAGGCUGAUGAUGUCGGAUGGGGGACGCAGCCGGAGGAGCAGCUGAGGAAGUGGCGCUGGGCUGUGUGUUUUCCGAUGGAGCGGCUAUGGGAGGUUCCUGAAGCGAUACGGCAGUUAAUGUUGCAACAUCUGGGGGAGGAAGGGGAGAUUAUGUACUUUCCUUGA